Molecule: messenger RNA, 3778 nt
Organism: Falco peregrinus (peregrine falcon)
Lineage: Eukaryota; Metazoa; Chordata; Aves; Falconiformes; Falconidae
Gene: CCDC28A
Product: coiled-coil domain containing 28A
Exons: 6
Coding region: 424-978 (184 amino acids)
Source: RefSeq, a predicted model, not a curated record
UGUCACUGGGCGCUACCCGUCGGUAGUAUGUGUAAUAGAAAUAACAACUCGGUCUCAGCGGCGUGACAAGGCGGUUGGCUGUCCCUGUAGGGGAGGUUUUUGGGCAGGGAUGGGGCACAGCGUCCUGGUGCCACUAACCUUGCUCCAUCUUUCGCUUGGUGAAGGCUCAAGUGGUCAUGGUGUUCUCUAGCAAUAAUCCAUGGGAUGCAAAGCUUGAGAUCAUUUUGAGGUAGGUGCCUGUAGGCUGAAGCUGAUGCUGAAGACUUUAAUUCCUGCCUGUUUUGCUGAGCAGGCAGGCCUGGGCAGCUUCUCCUGAAACUGGAUUCUCUUGUCUGAAGAAAUGAGUGACUGGUCAUCUUUGAAGAAACUAUAAGCUGUAUUUCCAUGACAAGAAACUAGUCUAGAUGCAGUAAGUUGGAAGAAAUGGAAGAAAGGAAAAUCAAGAGGAGGAGCCCGAAGUCGUCGACCAGUCACCCUGCUCAGGUUGCUAACUCCAAGAAAAGCUCAGUGCCGGUCAGUAAAAGUACAGCCUUUUCAAAUCCUGCACCGCAGCCUGCAGUACAAAAACCAAAGUUAAAACGUGUAAUAAAAGAGAAAGCCAAACCGCCAGGAGGCGAAGCAAAAGGGGCAGAGGCAGCACCAAUCCAGCAUUCUUUUCUCACAGAUGUAUCAGAUGUUCAGGAAAUGGAAAGGGGACUUCUGAGUCUCCUGAAUGACUUCCACUCUGGCAAACUUCAAGCAUUUGGAAACGAAUGUUCCAUAGAGCAGAUGGAGCAUGUACGGAGUAUGCAGGAGAAACUUGCUCGUCUUAACCUGGAGCUCUAUGGGGAGCUGGAAGAACUCCCUGAAGAUAAAAGAAAACUAGCCAGUGACUCCAACCUCGAUAGGCUGCUGUCAGAUCUAGAAGAACUAAAUUCAUCUAUCCAAAAACUACAUUUAGCAGAUGCUCAAGAUAUUCCAAAUAGUGCCACAGGUUGAAAGAACAGCUUUUUCAGUUUGGAUUCUCCCAGAAGCUUUUAUUUUGUUUUUCCUGACAGUGGAAUCUGGAACAGUUGUGGGGUUUGGUGGUAGGUUUUUUUGUUUUACACAAACAACAAGAAACCCCAACCACCCCACACAAUGAAGAAUCAAAAGUGCAAAUCCAGGUGUUUAUUUUUGCAUAUUUCUGAGCACUGCAUUAUGUCAGGACUCAGUAUCUAGAGUUCUAAGUAGAUUGUUAUGAUGGUAUGCUUUUUAUUAUUGCCUUAUUUAAUAGAAAAAUUGGGGAAACUUGGAAGUACGCUUCUGCUCAGUGUUGUUCAUAUGGGUGAAAAUGAUAUGUAUAUAAGUUAAUUAGCAUUUUUCCAGUUUUUAUCAAGGUAGCAAUGAUGAUGAUGCCUUUCUGAUCAGUAUGUAGACAAUCUGCACACUAAAUCUUUAGUGUUUUGUUGAUCAGCAAUGACACAGAUUAAUUUAUUGUUAAUAAAUUAAAACUUUUUAAAUAUUUUGUUUAGAGAUACUGCUGUCUGUUCAGCUGUGUUAAGAUAAGAGUUCUUGCAUGGCCUGAAUGUUUGCAGUUUACUUUUCAUUACUGUGAAUAAUUAUAAAAUGUCACUAAAUGAGAACUAGCAUGCAUACUAUCAGUCACAUACUGUGAAAUUCUAAAGUUGGGUAAAUCUGUUACUGUUCAAUAAAUCCAAUAUAUGCAAUUUUGUAGUAAUUCCUGUGUUACAAAAAGUCUGGUAUUAAUUGGUAUCGUCUUUGUGUCCACAGUCAGAGAAAAAAAUUCUUUAGUGUAAAAUCAGGCUAGUUUUAAAUCCAAAAUGUCUAUCCUAGUCCACCAAACUAUGCCUUUGAUUCUAGAUUUUUUUUUUAUAUUGAGGUUUUAGGUAGUAUGUUAAGUUUCUAUAUACUUACUACACAAGGAAUGAAAUCUUUAUUCUUCUAUUUGAGAGGUAAACUUUCAUUGGGCACGUGACCAGGGAACAAAAGAUAGCCUCUUGUUUGGCAUCUUUGGAGAAGAUGUGUCUUCAGCUGCAAGAUGUAGUUGUGGAUUCCAUUGGCUCCAGAUCUUUUCUGAAUCCCACAGUGUGCUCUGGCUACAAACUUCGGUGAGGCAGGGAAUAACAAAUGUUUGAGGCUAUCGGGCAAGUCUCUGAUUAACAAACCAGUAGGGAUCUCAGUUGGGCUUUUCCUUUAGGAUGCUGUUGUUCUUUACAGGAUUUAUUUCCCUUAUUGUUGAGAUUCUCUAGGAGUUUUCCAUGCUUGUAAAAGUACCUCAAAGUCCCAGGCUGCUGCUAGGUGUGUACCCAUGAUAAUGUGAAAUCCAAAGUUUGCUUAGGAGAACUAGAAUACAACAUGCUCCUCAAAAUGAAGCCAAGGUUGUUGGUUUUUUUCCCCUGCUCUAACAAAUAAUUGGGCAGUUAACCUUUUCUGCACAGUCACUUCUCACUGUAGACACUAUGGCCUCCUUUCUGUGCAGACUUAUGAACAUCAAGUGAAAAAGUGGCCUGGUUUAGCCUCAUGCCUCAAGAUGUGUAAAGGUGUGAGGGUAGUUACAAUGGCAAAAGUCACUAGCAGAGCUCAUUUAUACAAGCAAAGUCACAUUCUUGCAGGUCAUUUUGAUUCAGGAGAGCUAUACUCUCACUAGCAUCUUAGUGCCAGUGUUGUAAUACAUGCUGUUCUCAAAACAUACUUUUAACCAGUAGUUUUCGUAGUUUAAAUGUUCUAUGAAAGAGGUAAUCUUUUGCCGUGGGCUCUGUCAUCUAACUCUUGAGAUUUAUGACUUAAAACACACUUCAAAUAACUUACAAACCUGUUGUCUGUGGGAUAUCUUCAUCUCUAAAUUUCAGUAGUAACUUAUGCAAGUAUGUAACAAAGGUAUAAUUUGAGAUACAGACAUAAAUAAAUUUCUCAAGCAUCUGUUUAGAAUUUUACAAGAAUUAGCACCUAUUUCUUCAACCACCAUAAGCCCAUGGGUAAUCGCAAGUCCCAAGGAAUGCAUUAACUGCAGAUAAUUAGGAAAUUAAAAUUCUCUUGUCUCCUCCUGGAUUCAAAUUUGCAUUUUCUACACAAUUCAUUAAUGAUGUAUGCUUAUUAUCUUUUGGAUCCACGCAUAAAAGUUUUGUAACAAGAUCUCUGAGAGACUGAGCUUUUCUAUGUAGUAAUAAUCUAAUUGCAUUUCUAGGCUCUUGCAGGAAAAGAAAAAUAUCUACUGUAAUAUAUUUGUGGACAGGCUUUUGCACUUACAUACUUUCAUAAGUGGCUGCAGAAAAUGAACUCCUUUUCUGUUACCUUGUUUCCUGAAGAGUUGUUUAUGGAGAUGAAAGUGUAUUAACAUUGAGUGUUUCCCAGCCUGAACUCACACUGAUAAAAGGAUAUGGUGUUUGAAAGAAGAUGCUCUUUCCUGCAUCACUGAUCUAGAUUAUCUCACUCCAAGAAUCAUCUGUGUAACCUCGGUGAACUAAAAAAGAAAAUAAAAAUCAGGAAGAAAAGCUAACAGGAAAAUAUCCAAGAAAAGAGGAUUCCGAAGAGAUGAGAGUCAGUGGUAUUACCUGCCUCUUUCUUCAAAAACAGCAAGACAAGUGAUUAAGGCAGGCAUCUUUUGUUCAGAAAAUAUACUGAACUCUGAAAAUAAGUUUCAACAUAAAUAGGUAAGGACUGAUUUAUUUUUUUCCCCAGUAAGUUUAUUAAAGUGGCCAAUUUAUACAAAUGGUAACACACCCAUGCUGAGUUGUGUCUUGAAAUUCUCAUUUGUGUAAAGGAAGAUAAAUAUAUUUAUCAAGGUCUACUGACCCAA